AUUUUUUUUAAGUACGCUUCAUGUGCUUGAGAAACCAGGCGUCUACGGCAUGCGAGUGACUUUAUCUUUCCACACGAUCUUUCUUGCACAACCAUAAACACAUCAUCAGGCGUUACUGUGCGAAGGAAAACCCCAUAGAACCGGUUGCAUGAGGAUCAGGAAGAAACAGAAAUGGUUACAAAUGAUGACAAAUCUGGGAUCCGGUUUAAUAAAUCAACGUGAUUGGUGACUUUUUUAUUCUUAUUGUAUUAGUUCUUUGGUUCUUCUCAUGCUGAGUGGCUGCAUAACUCUGGAGCCUGUCGUGACGUGCCUCCUCAGGCGUAGGAAGUGCUCUGGGAACAAGUCUGAGCAACUUUAAGCAGUGCUGCAGAGCCACUGAGGAACUAACACCGGAGUGGAGCUCAGGAAACACAGAGCAGUAUGUAUCUGGGAAACAUGCAAAACUUCUAACUCUGGUGCUGAGGAUUUCAGGACUCCGGAUUCACUAAGCUUCGGAUUAUAUUACUACUCAUAAUGGUAUACCACGCAAGUGACAACUGUACCGCUGGAAGUAAGAAUCUGUACACUUUCUACUUCUCAGUGAUGAUCGUGGAGUUCAUCCUGGCACUCCCUCUGAACCUCACUGUGAUCUACCUCUUCAUUUUUAAACUCAAAUUCUGGAAAAAUAAAAGCAACAACAUUUUCCUGUUCAAUCUGGUCCUGGCGGAUAUCCUGUUGCUGAUCUGCUUGCCUGUCAGGGCGUACUAUUUCCAGCGUGGAGAGAGACGGAGUAACAACGACGUCCUUUGCAACUCGGUGCUCUUCAUGCUUUUUUUGAACCGAGGAGCCAGUAUCGCUUUCCUGACUAUCAUUUCCAUCGACCGGUUUCUGAGCGUGGUCCACCCCGGGAUCAAGAACCCCUUCAAGAUCCGUAAGCGAUCUGUUCUCAUUUCUGUCCUGGUCUGGGUUUUGCUCUUGCCUCUGACCAUCCCGUCCAUGCUGUCCACCUUCGAGUGCUGCGACACGAGCUCCAACUCCACUGAAAACAUCCCUACCGAGGUGUUCAGAGAGCUUGUGUUCUUCACGCCGGUUCUCAUCCCGUUCAUCAUCUUGGUGUACUGCGCCGUAAGGAUCACAAACAGGCUGAAGCAGAAGACGGUCGGAGACAGGACCAAGCUGAAAAGAGCAGUGUUCCUGGUCAUUUUGGUCGUCUUGGUGUUUUCUUUCUGCUUCUGGCCCUCUGCCAUUUCAAGGCUGGUGCUGCUGGUGGUCAGAGUGCAAGAGCUUCCGAGAGCAGAAGAAAUCGCUGUUCAGGUCUACGAUGGCCUCAUGUGCCUUUCCUAUCUGGACUGCCUUCUGGAUCCGAUCGUCUACUGUCUGAGCAGUACCAAGUUCAAAAACUUGUAUAUAUCCACGUAUUUGCCUUUUCUAAUGAAAGCACAACAUGCAGAACAUCACUGAAACUUGUGCAGGAAAAAAACAACACGAAAAAGGUGGAAAAAUAGAGGUGAAUGUAAUAACAAUACAAAAACUACCUGAACUUUAAAAAACAACCAUGAUGAAAUUCAAGAUUUUUAGAGAUACGAUUUUAAACUGUGACAAUGUUGAUUUAUUUUUUGGUUUUACAUUUGGGUUCAAAACAGAAAAACAUUUGUUUAUGUGUCAUUAGUUGGUAAUAUUGUCAUAUUGUUUUUAAUUUUUUAUUUAUACACUGGUAUGCACCGGGUGCUGUAUUAUGUGCUAUAGACUAUAUAUCAUAUUUGUAUUCUUUUAUUAAAUAUACUGGGUUUGUUUUGUAGUAAAAAGUGUUGAUUUUUUUUUUUUCCAGAUAGUUUAAAGGUUAUUUUUUCCAUAGUAUUGCGCACAAUUCAGAUCUCAGGACUUAUAAAAGAAAGAUACUCAGCAAGAUUUAUGUGCAGGAAGGAGAUUAAGUUGAAGUGAAACACAAUUUUGACCUUGCAAAUGCAAUACCACAUCCGCUGCACACUUUGGGACGUCUUGUAGCUUUACGCUGGAUCGAGUGCAAUUUUAAGAGCUGCUUAUGUGCAAUAUACUGAUACAUUAGGGUUGUCUAGUUAUACAAGUUAGAGUAGUUAUACAAAACAACUAUCUUUUUUUUAACGUUGUCAUCAAUGAAAAAAAGGAUUUGUGGCUUCAGUCCAUAUUUCCUAUCCCAGACCCCCAACUCAAAACUUAAUGGUCAUGAUACUGUUGAAAAAUACCACAUUUUUGAUGCUGGCAAUGUUUCUAGAACAGAGUAUUGAACCGGAGUGGAAUUAGAUUCUGAAUAUGCAUAACUUUAUAUAACCUUCAGACUCUGAUGCUGAUUAAAAUACUUAUUUUUUCCACACUAGAAUUAAAGUUUGUUAGCUCAGUUAUUCAUUAUAUGAAAUAGCUUUGGGAAACGGUCAAAAAAAAAAAAAAUGUACAUAAUUUUUUUAUUGAAAAGUGUAAGGAAUUGUGUUUUUUCCUUAACCCCUUUCUUGCAUAUUUCUUUAAUAUUUCAAGAAAAUAAAUGAUCAUUUUAACUCGCUAGAGAUCUUUUUUUUGUUGUUGCUAGUUUAACUGUUUGUUUUUUAAAGGAAAAUUAAUUUUAUUCUUGUGUUUUUAAAUCAUGAAAUAGUCCUUGUAUAUUUACGAGGGAAGGGGAAGCUCAGUUGCUAACAUUUUGGACUUAUUAGAAGGUUGUAAGUUUAAAUCCCAGUAUCACCAAGGUGUCCCUGCUGGGCCCUUGAGAAAGGCCCUUGACCAUCAACUGGUCAGAUGUACAUAAUUUAGAUAAAUUCUAAAUAAAGGCGUCUUACAAAUGCCAUAAAUCAAAAUGUUACUCGUAAGAGAAAUAAUGUUAAAAAUAUUGUCCCAAUAUUGAAAACCCUCUACCGUGUUUUUCAACAUUGCAUUUUUAAGAAUGAAUUGAAAUACAAUUAAAAAUAUCCAUUUUCACCAUA
This is a messenger RNA of Silurus meridionalis, 2927 nucleotides long. It is a transcript of the gene gpr31, whose product is annotated as G protein-coupled receptor 31. Gene Ontology annotation, cellular component: membrane. The transcript has a single exon. Lineage: Eukaryota; Metazoa; Chordata; Actinopteri; Siluriformes; Siluridae. Gene Ontology annotation, biological process: G protein-coupled receptor signaling pathway. Bases 514 to 1440 code for a protein of 308 amino acids. Gene Ontology annotation, molecular function: G protein-coupled receptor activity. The record is from RefSeq and is a predicted model, not a curated record.